GUCUGUGCCGAUAACAACCACGUCCGCACCUGGACGGUGACGCGCUUCCGCGGCAUGAUCUCCACGCAGCCGGGCUCCACCCCGCUGGCCUCCUUCAAGAUCCUGUCCCUGGAGGACCUCGACGGGCACGCAGGCUGCAGCGCCGGCACUGACAUCGGGCCCUUCGGAGAGCGGGACGACCAGCAGGUUUUCAUCCAGAAGGUGGUUCCAGAUGCCAGCCAGGUCUUCGUGCGUCUCUCCUCCACCGGCAAGAGGAUCUGCGAGGUGCGCUCCGUGGACAGCACGGCCAUCACCUCCUUCACGGUGCACGAGUGCGAAGGCUCCAGCCGCAUCGGCUCCCGGCCGCGCCGCUACCUCUUCACGGGCCAUGCCAACGGCAGCCUCCAGAUGUGGGACCUGACCACCGCCAUGGAGAUGCUGGGCAAGCCGCCAG
Messenger RNA from Terrapene triunguis (Three-toed box turtle), 433 nucleotides. RefSeq names its product SH3KBP1-binding protein 1-like. NCBI's taxonomy places the organism in Eukaryota, Metazoa, Chordata, Testudines, Emydidae. The annotation marks the transcript as partial. The record is from RefSeq and is a predicted model, not a curated record. The transcript is spliced from 3 exons.